ACGUAGACAGGGCCAUUUACGGCAUGGGCCGUUUCCGGUCGUUUACGUUCCUCGAGAUGUGGCAGUGGUACAAGUGCCACAUAGCGGACCCCAAAGCCGGCAGCGAGCAGGAGCGGAGGAUGGCGCAGGAGGCCCACACCUCAGUCAAGCAGUGGCUGCUGAUGCGGGAGAGUGACAUCACCUCGAAGUCACUCAAACGCUUCAGACAGUAUAUACUUGACAAAGAGAACGCCACUCCUCCUGCUGCCGCCGCCGCCACUUCAAGGGCCCCUGCAGCAGCUGCCACCUCCCACGUGCCGUGGUCCGACGACGCUCCGGACGACACUGCUCUGGUGGAUGCCCUCGCCACCUUCGAGAGCCAUGGAGAGCCCAUCUCCACCAGCCAGCCUCCUGUGUCCGCCGGGGGUCCCGAACAGCCGCCGCCACUCUCCACCAACGUGCCAGCUUCUCCAGAGAAGUCUGCCAGCAAGCAGCAGAAGCCCCUGCAGAAGCCCCUGCCGUCCUCGCCGCCCUCCACCAGCAAGGCUGCCUCGACUGAGCGUCCAAAGCAGCCGAAGCAGCCGAAGCAGCAGAAGAAGUCAAAGUCCUCACAGCCCUCCUGGUGGAGGGCUGUGAGGAAGACUUUGGCUGCCUCAAAGCAGCACAAGCAGCUCCUGCUGUCCUCGCAGCCCUCCUCGCUGCCCUCCACCAGCGAGGCUGCCUCUGAGCAGCAGCCUCCUGAGCAGCAGACGCCCGUGCCGUCCACAGCGCCUGGUCAGGGACCCCCUGACGCUCGUCCCGAGGAGCCGCCAUCGACCUCACAGCCGCCGUCGACCUCACAGCCGCCGUCCACCUCACAGCCGCCGUCGACCUCACAGCUGCCGUCCACCUCACAGCCGCCGUCGACCUCACAGCCGCCGUCGACCUCACAGCCUGCGUCUGCCACCACCUUGUCACAGAGUGACUCUCCUGUAAGUGUAAAAUCACAAAAAACACAAGCAAUGUUAAUGCAUUUCACAAAAUGA
Molecule: messenger RNA, 1004 nt
Organism: Centropristis striata (black sea bass)
Lineage: Eukaryota; Metazoa; Chordata; Actinopteri; Perciformes; Serranidae
Exons: 2
Coding region: 24-1004 (326 amino acids)
Source: RefSeq, a predicted model, not a curated record